Parascedosporium putredinis is the source of this 837-nucleotide messenger RNA. Lineage: Eukaryota; Fungi; Ascomycota; Sordariomycetes; Microascales; Microascaceae. The record is from the annotation of a GenBank genome assembly.
AUGAUGGGCGAUCCCAUCACGUUCCCCGCCCCGGGCACUUUGAUUCUCGGUGAGGAAGGAUAUCCUGUCAGCGAAAUCCCUCGGUCCACAGUGACCGAGUAUUUCUACUACGAAGAGAAAAUCGUCCGCAAGAUGCCCAAGCUCAAGACCGACGCCGACCCCAAUUCAACCUUGGCCAAACUCAAGAAUCUGCUCACGCCACCAGUGGUCAAGGCCUACGAAGAGCUCCCUAAACGAGAGGGAAAGUUCUACUACACCGACCGGCAGGGACGAAACCCCUUCGCCGAGACUAUCUCGGACCUCACGCUUGAUGGCGACGAGGUUUACACCUCGUCAUUCGGACUUGAUGCUCCGGUGGACCUCUCGGAGAUUGAUCCGCAAACCGUUCGGCUCUUCCUCCAGUUCUUGUACAGCGGAAACUAUCACGAUGGAGCCAUUCAAGACUGUGAUGCACCGUCGGCCACCACGUUGUUAACGACGGAAGAGGCGCGAGAGAAGCUAAGGUCGCUACCAGAUUGCGACUUUUUAGCUUCCGAAGACCACGGCGAACAAGUCUCCGAUUCUCACCGCAAUGGACUAUUGGCUCGCGACCGCUUCUACCGUGCUGCGGAAUCUUCUUACAAGACGAGUGACGCCUUCACUGAAGCUGUAGACGAGCUAUACAGCGACCCGGACCCGGUAGACGCGGCGCUAGAGGACAUAGUGUCUACCCUUGCGGCGUCGCUAUACGGACGUGAUGAGCAGUUUCGAACGCGCGUAGAGCCCUUGAUGAGGAAGAGGGCGGCCUUUGCGGUGGAUGUGCUCAACCAGUUGGUGAAGAACGCGAGGUUUCGAUGA